GUGCCGCGCAGUUGCUAGGCAACGCGAUCUGGGAUAAGAGCAAAGUUAAUUGCAGCUGUAGAAGUCAGCCAGAGUCGCAUCAGACAUCACGCAUCACUCCACUCUUAUCGGCGGCCACUUAGCAAGCUGUCGUCAAAAUAGCUUAGAAUUUGUAAUGGCAGUGUAUGCUGCUCUAUCAUUCUUAUUGGCCGUGUUGAAAGUAGCUCAAUCUUACACUCCCUAUUGCUCCAUAGAGAGAUAUGUUGGAUUGAACCUUGACUUUGUGCCUCAAGCAUCUUCAUAUUUGCUGAAGAAAUACUGCAAGGCACUUUGUCCAUAGCGUGAACAUUCAAGGCUAGCAAACAAUGAUGACGAAGUGCAAUUUAUUCCGUCUUCAGUGUUUGUCUUGGACCGAAAAUAUGUGAAUAUGACUGAAGGCUACAUCAAUGCAUCUAUCGCAUUUUCUUCCCACACAGAAAGUGUGUGGGAGAUAUUGGUGCAUGUUGAUGCAGAAGUGGAAUCGAUCUGGAUCCUCCAGUCGAUGGAUUGUUCCGACUCCGUCUCAAACCAAGUGCCUCCACCUAAAGGAACCGUCCAAAUAUAUUUUUUACCCGUAUCUGAUAAUUUUUCUCACCUCAUUUUAAAAAUACUCAGACAGGAAACAGAUGUUCUGUGCAAAGAAAGCAUGCAUUCAGAAGUAUGUUCUAAUCUUUCCUACGCUUUCCUGGCUCUCCAGUCGCAUGCACUGCACGAUACAUUGCUACUCACAAUGAAUAUAACAGUUUCUAUGAACUUGACUAUUGAACUCAUGCAAGGCAUGUGUGUUGUUGACUGCUCUGGAAAACCAAAUCAUUGUGAUGUGGCGAUUGAUAGAUUCCAUUGGUAUAAGGAUGAUAAAAAUGUUUUCAAAAUCGAGAACAGGCAGCCAGGUUACUAUUGUGUGAGAGUGUAUCCGGAGAACAGUUGCAUGGAAAAUGAGUGUUGCAUUUUUGGUACGAAUGCAACUUAUCUUUCAGGUGAAAAAAUGGAAUCACACCCGUUACAACCCGAUAUAACAAAGAAACCGGCUAAUCUGAUUAUUGUGCUCUUAUUAAUGAUAAUGGCAAUCGUGUUAAUUGGAUGUAUCAUCAGAUUCAGAUCAUGUAAGAAUAUGAAUGGAGACGUAGAGUGUCUGUCUGCCGAGGGAAAUAUAUUUAUACCCAGAAGCCUGCCAUCAUACAUAACACUUGAAGCUCAAAGAUACUCGCCAGUCUUAUCAAACUCUCCUACCCUUGAAAACGUUGAAGCAUUCCUGUUAUAUUCAAGGCAAUCUGAGGCUUUCCUGGAGAAAAUGAACGACUUUCGUAAACGUCUUGAACAGGAUCGCAUUGUGGUAUAUGACAUGAACAGCGCUGAAAUGGAAGAGCAGAUCAAUAUAGAUAGUGUGGCUUGGGUUGAGAAGAUGAUGAAUAAUUGCAAUAUGAGGUAUAUCCUUGUUGAGCACAAAGAAGCCGUUAUCAGGCACACCGAAUGGAUCGAUAAUACCAAGGUUGCUAACAAAGAUCUCAGGGAGCCCCAUCAUCUUGAUGAACUAUUCCUCUAUGCUCUUACUUCCAUCCACAACAGAUUCUUUGAAGAGGAAUGCAUUGCCCAUGACUAUCGCAGACUUUUCGUUAUCAACUUCCAAGAUGAGAAUGAAAUGAGCUUCAAAUACACAAACUUGGUUCCAUUCAAGAGAUACUGCAUCAACAAUAACGGAGAUGACACCGACCAUUACCGACAAUUGAUUCAAGAUUUAUCUGUAAGAAUUCGCUCAACAGAGUCCGUACUGUAAAAAAUGUUACCUUGGUUCCUAUCUGUGUUUUAAACCCAUCAUAGAAUAGUGAAGGUAGAAUAGCUCUUCCACAAUAAUAUCUCUCUAGUUCUUUCAAAACUUACUGUACCUUCCAAAUAAUUAGUAUAGUAUUGAUGUUGAAGAGUCCUAUACAGUAGCAUAUGCCUUCCUAGAGGAUCAUAAUGGUUCGAGGAUCAAGGCUACAUUAUGCUUGUAUAGGACAUUAUUUAUUGAUGUUAGAAUUUUUAAUAGUUUUGUAUAAUAUAGAUUAGUAGAACUGUUCCAUAUUUAAUGGGCAUUAUUGCAUCCGUCUCAACUUCAAGAUUUUAACAAGUACAAUAAUAUUCAUUCUUGAUAAUCAGAAUCUACAAAACAUUUUGGAGAAUUGGCCUACUGAUACUUUUCUUUAGAUCUAGACUGUUUUGCACUUUUUCACUUGUGAAUGGGUCCAAUCACUUGGAAAUUUAUCAUAUUAUCUUGUUAGGAAAUCCAUAGUCCUAAUUAGAAAACCAUUCCAGACUAGAUUAUUAGACUGCGUGUGAAUGUUUGGUGAUUCUCCCAAUAAACUCUAUUUUAUAAGUAGCCUAUAUCUAUUUUAAAUAGUAGGCUACAAGAUAAACUUUCUAUUUUUCACUUCCAGGUUCUUUUGAUGAGCUAUUUUGAAGAAUUAGAUUAAUUUAUAUACAAUAACUCAUAACUCAUGUUAUAAAUUUGUUCUAUCAAAUGAUUGUUUUGUCAAUUAUAUGAACAAUAUUAGUAUUAUAUUGCAAUCCCACUUUUGUGAUACAAUUUGCAAUAUUGUUUUUUAUAAUACUUUAUUUUAUAAUAGACUGUAUUUUAUAAUAUUUUGAUCCCACUCAAAUCUAGGAUAAUUUCACAAACAUUUUAUAUAAUUUUUCUAAGAUUUAUGUUUCCGUACAAGUUAUAUUAACUGAUAAAUGUGUUUUCGUUCUAUACUAACAUUAUAAUUUUCAUAACUGCUGCUCAAAGGAACCGUUCAUAAUUUUAAAAUUUCGGAGAUCAGGGUAGUGAUAAUUUGAGCUUAGAAUUAUUUUUAUAGUUGUCAUCAAGAUAUUAACGUAUUUAUAAAUUAUAAUAAUUUUCCAUGAGGGCCUCGAAAAAAUGUUUUGCUGCAUAAUUCAUGCCUCACAUUUGAUUCAAAAUUUUAAAUGUGAUAAUAUUAUAAUACCAACUGUGUACAGCCGGACUAAGAUACGGUAUGAUUUUUGAAUGCACGAUUUUUUUCAGUUCUUAUAAAUUCUAUUAGAUUAAACAUAUCUUGGCAAACAGUUGAUGUGUAUCUGCACAAAUCAUGUGUUUGUCAAGUUCCGUUCUAUCUGAUAGAAUUCAUAAUGAUGGCAAAAAUCGAACUCCAAGUGUGUGUAAGUGGCAGACCGGUUAAGAUUAUUACAUUAUUUUUAACAUAACAUUCGUCGUUUCUACAAAAAUUUAGUUUGAUUUUCUGCCAAGUUGUAUUCCAUGUGAAGCUCUGGAGAUGAAAUUUGUAUAUUUUUUGUCAAAAUUCUAUCAUCUCUGGAGAUGGCAUUUACAAUAAUGGUCUUGAAGGUUAUACUUGAUUUCUUCUCCCACAAAUAAAUUUCUGACCCAAAUUAAGGGAAUUUUCAUUCCGAAAACAUCUUAGUAUGCAACCAUUUAAGUCAUUAUCUCCAAAGUAAAUGGUAAAGAAUUAAUGAAUAGCUAAAAUAAGUUCCCUCUUUUCAUAGUUCUAUAUAAUAUCCCAGUGAUAACACUACUGACCAAUAUGCGAUUGAUUUUCAACCUGUUAUACAGUUUUAAUAUAUUUUAUUGUGACUUGGCCUUUGCGACCAUGUCUUUUGCAACUAUAACUCGAGAAAAGAAAACAUUUGCAACCAACUCUGGGGUGAUUGGCAUACAAUAUUCGAUCCUUUCGAUUAUUGUUGAAAUGGAAUCAUUUCCAGAAUAAUUCCAAGUACUGAGUAUCAAACAAUCGUGUUUUAUUACAUACAUAGGUUAUUUUGUGCCUCCCAUUUGCUGCUCAAUUUUAUAUAAAUUUUGAAUAAUAGUCGUAUCAUAUCCGUGAAAUUGAAUGAAAACAAAAGAAUCAAAGAACAAUGUCCAACCACAUGUUGGAGACACCUGAUUCUACCUGAGAAGAUCCAUCCUAACUUAUGUCGGAACCCUUUAGUUUCAAACGUUAUUGGUCGCAAAGACCCUGGCACCCACUUUAUUGAAUAGUAAGCAACAACAUUGAAACAGCUCAACAUCAAACCUUUUUUAUAAAAGCAUGAUUUAAUCAUUGUUGAUAUUAUUAAGCACCUAUAACAAUAACCAUUCUAUACUAUACAUAAGCUCAAAACAUUUUUUCACAUAUAAAAUGUAUUAAACCGUGAUUUAAUUAUUAAUUAUUUUUGAUAUUAUUAAGCACCUAUAACAAUAGACCAUUCUAUACUAUACAUAAGCUCAAACCCGUUAAACAUCAGAACAUUUAUAAAUCGUUAUUUAAUUAUUAAAUUGUUUAUAUUAAUGAUUGUUAUUAUUGUAAUUAUUCUACAACUUUGAAAUAGUAAUCUAAUUUCAGUGAUUCGCUACAGAUUUUUCAGGGUGGUGAUUUUUAUAAUUGUUGCUUUUAAUUUUCAGGAUUGUGAUUUUUUUUAAUUGUUAGGUACGUUCAAGUUUUGUAGUGAGUAUUACAUAGAUUUAAAAUGCUAUUUAAAUUUCAGUGAUUUGCAACUGAUUCAUCGUUAUAUUAUUUCUACAUAGCUUCAAGCUUCAUAAAGUUUGCAAUAUUUUAUGAGAAGCAAUAAUUUUAGUAUGCUUACAGUACUUGUUGAUUAUAUUAAAUAUUUGUCCAAUCCUCAACUUAGGUUCAUGAUGUAGGAAUGUCUUGUCUUUCAUCAAGCUGUUAUAUUUGAUAGUUUUCACUCAAGAUUGUUGUUCCUGUUACAUAUUCCAAUUAUUGGAAAGCCUGACAAAGCAAUUUUGUUAAAGCAUAAUAUUUUUGUAUAUAAUAUGAUUUUGAAUUAAACCUUUAUUCAUAGAUGUAGCCUAUAUAUUUUUUUAAUGUUAGGAUAUCGUGUUAUAUUUAUAUUUGAUGAUUUUCACUAAAGAUUUUUGUAACUAUUCCAUAUUUCGAAAGCCCUUUAAUCCAAUAAAGCAAUUUAACUUUGUUAAAGCAUGUUCUAUUUCUAUAAUGUCAUAAAUUAAACCUUUAUUCAUAUAGUUGUAGCCCAUAUAUUUUUUUAAUGUUAGGAUAUCGUGUUACCUAUAUUUAUAUUUGAUGAUUUCCACUAAAGAUUUUUGUAACUAUUCCAUAUUUCGAAAGCCCUUUAAUCCAAUAAAGCAAUUUAACUUUGUUAAAGCAUGAUCUAUUUCUAUAAUGUCAUAAAUUAAACCUUUAUUCAUAUAGUUGUAGCCCAUAUAUUUUUUUAAUGUUGGAAUAUCUUGUUAUAAUUGAUCACUCAAGAUUUUUGUAACUAUUCUAUGUUUGGAAAACCCUUUAAUUCAACAAAGCAAUCCAAUUUUGUUAAAGCAUGUUCUAUCUCUAUAAAGUCAUAUGAUUUUAAUUUAAACCUCUAUUCAUAGUUGUAGCCUAUAUAUUUUUUUAAUGUUAAGAUAUCGUGUUACCUAUAUUUAUAUUUGAUGAUUUCCACAAAAUUUUUGAAACUAUUCCAUAUUUCGAAAGCCCUUUAAUCCAAUAAAGCAAUUUAACUUUGUUAAAGCAUGAUCUAUUUCUAUAAUGUCAUAAAUUAAACCUUUAUUCAUAGCUGUAGCCCAUAUAUUUUUUUAAUGUUGGAAUAUCUUGUUAUAAUUAAUCACUCAAGAUUUUUGUAACUAUUCUAUGUUUGGAAAACCUUUUAAUUCAACAAAGCAAUUUAAUUUUGUUAAAACAUGAUCUAUUUCUUUAGAGUCAUAUGAUUGUAAUUUGAACCUUUAUUCAUAGUUGUAUAUUUAUAUUUGAUGAUUUUCACUAAAGAUUUUUGUAACUAUUGCAUAUUUCGAAAGCCCCUCAAUCUAAUAAAGCAAUUUAACUCUGUUAAAGCAUGAUCUAUUUCUAUAUUGUCAUAUAAUUGUAAACUAAACCUUUAUUCAUAGUUGUAGCCCAUAGAUUUUUUUAAUGUUAGAAUAUCUUGUUAUAAUGGAUCACUCAAGAUUUUUAUAACUAUUCUAUGUUUGGAAAACCCUUUAAUUCAACAAAGCAAUUUAAUUUUGUUAAAACACGAUCUAUUUCUAUAAAGUCAUAGAUUUUAAAUAAAACCUUUAUUCAUAGCUGUAGCCCAUAUAUAUUUUUUAAUGUUAGAAUAUCUUGUUAGAAUUGUUCACUCAAGAUUUUUGUAACUAAUUUCACAGUUGGAAAGUCUUUUAAUCUGAAAAAGCAAUUAAAUUUUCUUAAAGCAUGAUAUAUUUCUAUAAAGUCAUAUAAUUGUAAAUUAAACCUUUAUUCAUAGUUGUAGCUUAUAUAUUUUUUAUGUUAGAGACUCUUGUUAGAGUUUAUUGAAGAGUUUUCACUCAAAAUUGUUGUAACUGUUCCACAGUUGGAAAGUCUAUUAAUCUGAAAAAAAAUAAUUACAUUUUCUUAAAGCAUACGAUCUAUUUGUAUAAAAACAUAUAAUUGUAAAUUAAACCUUUAUUCAUAGUUGUAGCCUGUAUAUUUUUUAAUGUUAGAGACUCUUGUUAGAGAGUUUGGGAGUUUUCACUCAAGAUUUUUGUAACUAAUUCCACAGUUGGAAAGUCUUUUAAUCUGAAAAAGCAAACAUUUUCUUAAAGCAUUAUCUAUUUCUAUAACAAUAAUAAUAAUAAUAUCGUGUUACCUGGCUGACUCAGGUCUGGUGUCAGAGUUUUCAGGUCGCAACUGAUCAAUUUCAGGGCCUCUGACAUGACCUAACGACUGCUUUUUAGGCAGCCGGGACCGACGGCUAAUUUCUAUAAAGUCAUAUUGUAAAUUAAACCUCUAUUCAUAGUUGUAGCCUGUAAGUAUUUGAGAGUUUUCACUAAAAAUUGUUGUAACUGUUCCAUAUGGUAGUUGAAAAGCAAUUUUGUAAAUGAAUGGUCUGUUUGUAAUGUCAUAUGUUUGUGAAUUGAACCUUCAUUCAUUGUUG
Messenger RNA from Nilaparvata lugens (brown planthopper), 6870 nucleotides. RefSeq lists its product as uncharacterized. The record is from RefSeq and is a predicted model, not a curated record. The transcript has 13 exons. The coding region runs from base 407 to 1792 and encodes 461 amino acids. NCBI's taxonomy places the organism in Eukaryota, Metazoa, Arthropoda, Insecta, Hemiptera, Delphacidae.